Laccaria bicolor S238N-H82 is the source of this 363-nucleotide messenger RNA. RefSeq lists its product as uncharacterized. The record is from RefSeq and is a predicted model, not a curated record. Bases 1 to 363 code for a protein of 120 amino acids. The transcript has 2 exons. NCBI's taxonomy places the organism in Eukaryota, Fungi, Basidiomycota, Agaricomycetes, Agaricales, Hydnangiaceae.
AUGGGCUUCUUCUCGUGGUCUGAUGAAGACUUGAUGCUACCAAAUCAUGAUUCCGAUCCAAUCUCGCCAACAUGUGAGAGUCAUUCAUCGGAAUUGACACUGCAGCACUCGUCUUGCACCAAUGUUUGGGGGGUCUGUCCAGUCGCUUUCCUCUGGAACAUUCUCGGUUCCGUGAUUGAAAAAAAUCCGCUUGACCCUCACCGCGACACCUGGGUUGGUUGCCUUCCUUACUCCGGCUAUACACUACGACCCUUUGGAACACCUCCUUCAAUGUUUCGAUCGUCGCAGCCUCAAUGCAGCUGCAGGUAUGGUACCUGUGGGUCCGACGGAUAUCUGGGAAACACGGGUGCUGUGGAACUCUGA